AUGAAAAAGAAACGCACCACCGUGAAAGAGAAACGCACUGCCGUGAAAGAGAAACACACCGUCGUGAAAGAGAAACACAACGCCGUGAAAGAGAAACACACCGCCGUGAAAGAGAAAGAGGAACCUGGCCCUAAAGGGCUUCCCAAUUGGUCCAUAACGGAGCCACCUGGAGAUUGUCAAGAGAUAUUGGAUGCUGGUCAUAACACUAGCGGUGUGUAUACCAUCCAGCACGCCUGCCAGAAUAUGCAGGUCUACUGCCGCAUGGAGCCGGAGUCGGGGAAAGGAUACAUAGUUUUUCAGAGACGCCUGGACGGCUCGGUGAGCUUCAAUCGAACCUGGCAGGAGUACGCCGAAGGGUUCGGGGAUAUGACCAGAGAGUUCUGGCUAGGCAACCAGAAGCUGUAUAGUCUGACUCAUAACUGGGGAUGGGAGCUGGUCAUUACUCUGAGGGCGUUCGAUGGGGAUGAAGCCCGUGUUCGUUAUGGGAAAUUUAAGAUACACCCAUCAUCUGAGCGCAAGUACGAGCUAUAUGUCAGCGACUUUAAUGCGGAGAGUCGAGAUGCAGGUGAUUCACUCCGCCUUCAUAAUUAUAGGUACUUCUCAACUCCAGAUAAAGACAAUGACCGCGACGGGGAAAACUGCGCUGAGAAAUUCCAGGGAGGCUGGUGGUACAGCUACUGCGGUAGCACCAUCGGCGAUUACUUCAAGAGCAACCUGAACGGCUUUUACUACAACAACGCAACAGUCGAUGAUUACAUGGGGAUACAGUGGGUCACCUGGAAGGGUAAACAGGUCUCUCUAAAAGGGUGUGAAAUGAUGACACGACCCGAAUGGUAA
This is a messenger RNA of Patiria miniata (bat star), 837 nucleotides long. Its product is annotated as ficolin-1-like. The coding region runs from base 1 to 837 and encodes 278 amino acids. The transcript has 4 exons. Lineage: Eukaryota; Metazoa; Echinodermata; Asteroidea; Valvatida; Asterinidae. The record is from RefSeq and is a predicted model, not a curated record.